AUGGCCUCUAAGACCUGGAAUGUUGGCGUGGUUGGCUACGGCUUCAGUGCCAAAACCUUCCACCUGCCCUUCCUCCCUGAAGUCCCGCAGCUGAAGCUCUACGCCAUUGUCCAGCGCACCCCGAAGCCCGAAGACGAUGCCGAGAAGGACUACCCCGGCGUCAAGUCUUACCGUGCCGCCGAAGACAUGAUCCAGGAUUCCGGCGUCGAUGUCGUCAUUAUCACCACCGCCCCCGACUCCCACUACGCCCUGUGCAAGUUGGCGCUGGAGAAUGGAAAACACGUUGUCUGCGAGAAGCCCUUCACCCCCACCUCCCAGGAAGCCGAUGAGCUGGUUGCGCUCGCCGACAAGCAGAAGAAGCUGCUGGCCGUCUACCAAAACCGCCGCUGGGACGCCGACUUCGUCACCCUCUCCAAGCUGGUCAAGAACGGCUCGCUGGGCCGCGUCGUCGAAUACGAAACCCACUUUGACCGCCACCGCCCGCAGGAGCCCGCUCCCGAUGCCUCCAAGUGGAAGAACAAGGUAAUCCCCGGCGGCAGCGCCAUCUACGAUCUAGGUACCCACCUGUUGGACCAGGCCGUGCACCUCCUCGGCAAGCCGGACCGCGUGACCGGAUUCGUGGGCUCGCAGCGCGCCGUGAACACCUCCGGCUUUGAGGACUCCUUCACUGUGCUCCUGCACUACAAGAGUGGUCUUCUUGUGACCGCCAAGGCUGGUGUCGUCAGCCCCGAAGAGGAGCAGCUGCGCUUCUGGGUGCGUGGAGAGAACGGUAGCUACAAGAAGUUCCAUCUCGACUGCCAGGAGGACCAGCUUAAGAGUGGAAUGAAGCCCUCGGAUAAUGGGUAUGGCCGGGAGCCGAGUGAGCGCUAUGGUUUCCUCACGACUAUUCAGAACGGCAAGCCGGUCAAGGAGGUCUACCCUACGGUGGAGCCUCCCACCUACACGGAGUACUACCGCAAGCUUGCGCGGGCUCUUGCGGGCGAGGGAGACCUCCCCGCAAGCGGUGCGGAGGCGCGCGAUGUGAUCAGGCUGAUUGAGCUGGCGAAAGAGAGCUCCCGCCUGGGCCAAACGAUGCAGGUUUAG
Molecule: messenger RNA, 1083 nt
Organism: Aspergillus terreus NIH2624
Lineage: Eukaryota; Fungi; Ascomycota; Eurotiomycetes; Eurotiales; Aspergillaceae
Product: putative NAD binding Rossmann fold oxidoreductase
Exons: 4
Coding region: 1-1083 (360 amino acids)
Molecular function (GO): nucleotide binding
Source: RefSeq, a predicted model, not a curated record